Molecule: messenger RNA, 1218 nt
Organism: Cyphellophora attinorum
Lineage: Eukaryota; Fungi; Ascomycota; Eurotiomycetes; Chaetothyriales; Cyphellophoraceae
Product: 3-methylitaconate isomerase
Exons: 2
Coding region: 1-1218 (405 amino acids)
Source: RefSeq, a predicted model, not a curated record
AUGGCAGAAGCACCAGAGACCAUUCCCUUCACAUACUACAGAGGAGGAACCAGCAAGGCGCUAUUCUUCCACGCCAAGGACCUGCCACAACCCGGGAAGCUACGCGACCGUCUACUUCUGCGGCUGAUGGGCUCGCCUGACCCCAUGCAGAUUGACGGGAUGGGUGGCACUCACCCCGUCACAAGCAAGAUAGCAGUCCUUGGCCCCAGCAAAAGACCUGGCGUGGACGUCGACUAUGACUUUGCCCAAUGCAGCAUACGGACCAACCACAUCAGCUGGGAAGGAGGGUGUGGCAACAUCAGUAGUGCUGUUGGACCUUGGGCCAUUUCUCAAGGACUCGUCGAUGCACGUUCUGGUACUAGUAAGGAUACCGCCCUAGGGACCGUGAAAGAAGUCAGGAUAUGGAUGGUAGGUCUUGGAAACAUGCUCAUCGCUCACGUUCCGGUCAAUGAGAAAGGAAGAGUGAUAGAGAAGGGACAGCAGGCGAUCGACGGUGCACCAGGUACAGGAGCUGCAAUAUGGAUGGACUACAAGGAGACAGCAGGUGGAGCAUGUAAGAAAGGUCUUCUACCCAGCGGUAAUCCGGUCGAUUCUGUGACAGUCCGAGGGAAAGAAGUCGAAAUCAGUAUCUGCGAUAUCGCCAACAUAAUGGUCUAUGCUCGAGCAGCAGAUCUCGGCAUCUCCGGAACGGAACCUGCACGAACUCUGAACGAGAGCAAGCAGCUCAUUGAUGACGUCCGGGAACUUCGAGGGCGCGCUUCCCAAAUGAUUGGCUUGUGUAGCAGCUGGGAGAAAGUUGAUGAAGAGAUCCCCAAUCUGCCCUAUGUGGUUUUACUGGUCGAGUCAAAAGAUGGGGAUGACGGCGAUGUGCAGGGUCGGCUGUUCCUCGACAACUACUGCCACUCAUCGAUGGCAGGAACUGGAGCAACUUGCACGACAGCUUGUGCGCAUAUAAAGGGCACGCUCGUCAAUCAAAUGUCUCGACCACUGCAGCGGAAGCUACGAGCAUUCAAAGUCGGGCAUCCUGUUGGUCAUCUUCCGGUGAUAGUCCAAGUCAAGUCGGGCACUGGUAUCGAUGCAGGCAGGUUGCCAGAGUUCAGUACGCUGAGUUUUGUCAGGACGGCUAGGCAGAUCGCAAAGGGUGAGUUGUGUAUACCGGAAGACUUCGAUUGGGCCGCUGGUCGUUUAGAGAUUAAUGGUGGACUGAAUGGACACUGA